Molecule: messenger RNA, 2334 nt
Organism: Callorhinchus milii (elephant shark)
Lineage: Eukaryota; Metazoa; Chordata; Chondrichthyes; Chimaeriformes; Callorhinchidae
Gene: slc25a27
Product: solute carrier family 25 member 27
Exons: 9
Coding region: 312-1253 (313 amino acids)
Biological process (GO): transmembrane transport; response to cold
Source: RefSeq, a predicted model, not a curated record
CAACUCCCGGCCACCUCGCUGGGGGAAAGGAAGGAAGGAAGGAAGGGAGGGAGAAGCUUUUGCAAACUGGGAAGCUUGUUCUGCAGACCCAGUGGUCGUUGGUUUCGAACCAUUUUUUGCUGCAAUUUUUUUUUUUAAAAAAAAUUCUUGUUCAAGGAGACAGGAGGGAGGGAGAGAGGGAGGGGGAAACUCUGCAGAAAUCAGCGAACUGGCUUUUGCACAAGAGUGUGAGACGUUGUCCCUGGGAUACAGAGUGUGUUGGUGGAGGCAGAGGGAGGUGAUGUGGGUUGUAGUUGCUCAGUGACUGAGGAAUGAGCCAGGAAGGGGGCAGGUGGAGACCAGCAACUAAGUUCAUGCUGUCAGCCUGCGCUGCUGCUGUGGCUGAAACAGUGACCUUUCCACUAGAUUUGACUAAAACCAGACUUCAGAUUCAAGGAGAAGCAGUCCAGGAUCAGCAUGGAGGCCGUAGAAGAGCAGUUCCUUACAGGGGGAUGAUCCGAACAGCUGUAGGAAUAGUGAAGGAAGAGGGCUUAUUUAAACUGUGGCAAGGCGUCACUCCUGCUAUCUUCAGACAUGUAGUGUAUACAGGUUCACGGAUGGCGUUGUAUGAACAAAUGCGCGAUCUGGUAUUCCGCAGGAAUGAAGAUGGCAGUUUCCCACUGUGGAAAGCCACAUUAGUAGGAAUGAUGUCUGGUGCCACUGCUCAAUUUAUUGCCAGCCCAACAGAUCUGGUGAAAGUUCAGAUGCAGAUGGAAGGGAAGAGGAGACUUGAAGGGAAACCACCACGAGUCCAUGGGAUGUACCAUGCGUUGAUGAAGAUUCUGUCUGAAGGUGGGAUCCGUGGAUUGUGGGCUGGAUGGCUGCCGAAUGUACAGAGAGCUGCCUUGGUGAGCCUGGGAGAUCUAACUACCUAUGAUACGGUGAAACAUUCUUUAUUGAGGAACACAUCUCUACAGGAUAACAGUUUGUGCCAUAGUUUAGCAAGCAUCUGCUCAGGUGUCGUCGCUGCUACGAUGGGAACCCCUGCUGAUGUAAUUAAAACCAGGAUCAUGAACCAGCCAAGAGAUCGUCAAGGAAGGGGCUUGCUGUACAAGUCCUCCUUUGAUUGUCUAAUGCAGUCAGUGAAGGGAGAGGGGUUCUGGUCAUUGUAUAAGGGAUUUCUACCAACCUGGAUGAGAAUGGCUCCGUGGUCACUGACAUUCUGGAUCACCUUUGAACAGAUCAGAAAGCUAGCAGGAGUCAGCUCGUUUUAGCAGCUUUAACGUACAGGUUUUGAGGCUCUCAAUUAAGAUUUAAUUUAAUCAACAUCUUCUACAAAAACAACAGUUAGCACCAUGUGGAAACAAGCAAAGCUUGGAGAUGUUCUGAUUUCUGCGGUGUGUUCUAUAAAGAGCCUGACAUGUGGUUUACAACAUUCAGGAUAUUUUAAGGGAAAAAAUAAAACUGUCUUUAAGAGAACUAAAACCAUCUAGUACUAUAUCUUGUUCCCCCUGAAUGACUCAAUUAUGGUUAACAGUUAUUCAACCUUUCAUAACCAGUCUCACAGAUAUAACACGGUUGGAAAUAUCAGCUUUAUUUUACAGCUCUGUAUGGAGCACAACUUGAAAUGUAAUUGACAAUUAAAGAAAUUUGGAGUUUUAAUUAAUCUGAUUACAAUAAAGAAGUGAAGACGUAAUGGAAAUCAAUUAGUGGGAGGUUAAGAUGUAAGAGCAUGAAACUGAUUGUUUCCAGGUUCUCCAAACUUUAGUUCUUGCCAACCUGUGCCUAACACUUUCCAAGAUUGGGUGAGCAGGAAGUGCCCCUGCCAUUCUAGACAAACAGAAUUUUCCAUGCAUAUGUGUUUUGAUACUCUUGUGCAUAGUGAUAAGUUUCAUCAUGCCUUAGAAGCCUGGUUGAUGUACACAUUCUGGACCCUGGAUAUUAGUUAUGAACAAGAAGCACAAUCCCAGUUUCAUGUGAAUUAAAGUAUCCAAUGUGAUCACUGGAAGACAAAAUGAAUGUCAACUAUUAACCAAGGUUAUGCAACAGCAGUGCAAUAAAAUAUUAAGUAUUUUCUUUUAAGUACUCACAAAUGUACAACAUUUUUUUUUACUGAGGCAUGGUUUGUUAAUAAGAUGUGAAUGCAAUUAGUGUCUUCGUUGGAAUAAGUGACAUUAGUAUCCCAUCAGUGGGCCAGGUUUGGAAUCAAAGUCACUGAAUUUGAAAGGAGAUGUGAUGGGAGAAAUGCAGUGCUCCAUUAUCUAAUGGAAUUAAGACAUUAGAUAACAAUGAAUACUAGAACUGUUUAAACCUCGAGUAAAUGAAGGCCGAAUGUAUAGAUUUCAUCCUUUCCAA